Anopheles stephensi (Asian malaria mosquito) is the source of this 3911-nucleotide messenger RNA. RefSeq names its product cytochrome P450 307a1 (gene spo). The coding region runs from base 1104 to 2810 and encodes 568 amino acids. The record is from RefSeq and is a predicted model, not a curated record. Gene Ontology annotation, molecular function: monooxygenase activity; iron ion binding; heme binding. The transcript has 2 exons. NCBI's taxonomy places the organism in Eukaryota, Metazoa, Arthropoda, Insecta, Diptera, Culicidae.
ACUCGAUCAGUCUAACUUUUUUCGUAGCUAAUCGUUGAUCGCCAACCAACCAGGAAGCGACAUCGUUCUCACCGUGUCCGUGUUCCAUCCUCGUUUGCUUCUUUUCCAACCCGGCAAUCUCGACUACCACCCAACCGCUACCGAAACACGGAUCCUUGGAUCGAAUUUAAAGAAGAGAGAGAAAAAAGCACUGCAGUAGUAUCUGGUUACAAUCAAAGAAACCAUCCUGUCCACAUCCACACCUGUCGUUUGCUGACCUGGUGCCAAAAGCAAGACGACGCACAGGCAUCGCAACCAACAUCCUUCAAAGAGCAUCCUGCAGGAUACAACCCUUCCACUGGGGCUGCGAUCAAAGAGCAUCAGCAGGCAGCGAUAAAGUUAAGACCCGAUAGAGUUAGUACCCGAGAGCAGAACGUGUGGACCGGGAGUGGAAAAUCAACCCUUUGCGGCGGCGACCAUCUGCAAGUGUUGAGCAGCUGCAAUAUCAGAGUAGCGCGUGGUGCGAUAAGGAUCCGCGCACGGUUGUUCGCACGGUUGUUCCGAUCAGUUUAGUUACGCGGGUGUUGUUACACGUUUUCGCUCGUGCACUGUUCGAUUUAGCUAAGGAGGCAACUUGAUUGUUUGUACGUUAUCGUUGCAUUUCGUUUGCCAACCACCACUGGUCAGCGGUUAGCCAAGUUUUGUUUGUUUGGUGGUUUGGUGUUGUUACGUUUUACUAAGUUUUGCACUAGGCAGUAAGGUACUGUUUUGUUGUUGUUUUUUUAUUUGUUCGUUACGAUUUGUCGGGCCAUUUUAGUUAUCCUCGUGCUCGGUGUAACACGCGCGUGUGUCAGUAAAUCGUUCGGAACAAGUGAUGGUGUGUUUGUGCGGUGUAUGGUGAGCGACUAUUACGAAGAGAAGAAUUUAAAACGCGCCCGCCCGGACGUCAGGAAACGCACAGCACACUGGACACUGUUUUGGGUGAGUGCUGCCGGAAAGGAUCCAUACUCCGCUCGCUAACUCGCCAGAGUGCGUCAGAGCACACAGCCGAAAGCAACCGAAAACAAAGACACUAAUCAACCCGCUGGUGAAGAGUUAUAGGACAAAACCCAACACAAAGUACAAUGGCAUACACUGGACUGAUAUUGGCCGUACUGACUAUCGUGCUGUCGGUCGUGUGCUACUUCAAGAUACUGUACGAAUGGCACCGGAAGGUACGCAUCCAAACCGUACGUCCUGCCCGGCUACAGAAGCUCGCGGUCCGUGCCCCAACACCACAACAAUCAACCACCGAGCUGAUGACGUUCCCGCAGGCACCCGGACCGGUACCGUGGCCGAUCCUCGGCAGUCUCGCCUUCCUCGGCCAGUACGAGGUGCCGUUCGAAGGGUUUACCGCGCUGGCAAAGAAGUAUGGCGAUCUGUACAGCAUCACGCUCGGGUCGACCCGCUGCCUCGUCGUCAACAAUCUGGACCUGAUCCGGGAGGUGCUGAACCAGAACGGACGUUACUUUGGCGGACGGCCCGACUUUCUGCGCUUCCACAAGCUGUUCGGUGGCGAUCGGAAUAACUCACUUGCCCUCUGUGACUGGUCGACCCUGCAGCAGAAGCGUCGUAACCUCGCCCGGAAGCACUGUUCGCCGAGCGAUGCCUCCAGCUACUAUCAGAAGAUGAGUGAUGUGGGUGUGAUGGAGAUGCACCGCUUCAUGGACCAGCUGGACGAGGUGGUGUGCCCGGGUAAGGACUUCAAGGUGAAGCCGUUGAUUAUGCAGGCGUGCGCGAACAUGUUCAGCGAGUACAUGUGCUCGGUCCGGUUCGACUACAACGAUCAGGGCUUUAUGGCGAUCGUGCGCAACUUCGAUGAAAUCUUCUGGGAAAUCAAUCAGGGAUAUGCGGUUGACUUUCUGCCGUGGUUGGCCCCGUUCUAUCACAAGCACAUGAGCAAGCUGACACGCUGGUCGGCCGAGAUUCGGGACUUCAUUCUGGAGCGGAUUGUGAACGAGCGGGAGCAGACUCUUGGGGACGAUGAUACCGAGCGUGACUUUGCUGAUGCGCUGCUGAAGAGCCUGCGUCUCGAUCCGUCGGUAACGCGUGACACCAUCAUGUACAUGCUGGAAGACUUCCUUGGUGGACAUUCGGCGAUCGGCAAUCUGGUGAUGCUGGCCCUUGGCUACAUUGCCAAGCAUCCGGAGGUUGGUCAACGGAUCCAGCGCGAGAUCGAUCGCAUCACCGAGCGGGGCAAGCGCAACGUUACGUUGUACGAUACCGAGAGCAUGCCGUACACGGUCGCCACCAUCUUCGAGGUGUUGCGAUACUCGUCCUCACCGAUCGUACCACAUGUCGCCACGGAGGAUACGUGCAUAGCCGGGUACGGUGUCACCAAGGGGACGGUCGUCUUCAUCAACAACUACGAGCUGAACACGAGCGAACGGUACUGGACCGAGCCGAAGCGCUUCAACCCGAGCCGGUUCAUCGAGACGGCAACGCUGGCCCAGAUCCGGACGGACCUGCGUGACUCCCCGACCGCGAAGCAGGAUCUCACCAACAUCAUCAAGACGAACGGUGUCAGCAGCGAGAACGAGCGCACAUUACAGAUCGAGCGGGUGCGCAAAAACAUCCCCCACUUCCUGCCGUUCAGCAUUGGCAAGCGGACCUGCAUCGGGCAGAAUCUGGUGCGUGGCUUCAGCUUCAUCAUCAUCGCAAACAUUCUGCAGAAGUACGACGUGCACUCGAAUGACCUCAGCCAGAUUAAGAUGUAUCCGGCGUGUGUAGCCGUACCGCCCGACACCUAUCCGCUUGCCUUCACACAGCGCGCGGCCGUGGCGGCACAGUAGCCCAGUCGUAGCGAGUAGCUAAUAGUAGUAGUCGUAGUACCAGUAGGUUCGUAACAGGGACCAUCUAUACCCGCGAGGAUGUCCGAGAUGUCCUUAUAUGUCAGAGGCGUGCGUCACGACGAGACACUGUACAUAGUUCAAUGCCUUCCUCGAGCGGCACUAGACGCUCGACAGUACGCCUCUAUGAGAUAUACGCAAUUUAUUUGUCAACGCACCGUAAAAAAGGGAACAGAGAGACACACGCACACACAGGCACUUAUUUAUUACUAAUGAACUUUGCGGAGGUGUUGCACUAGUACACGCCUUGCGUUCAGAUCACAUCAGCAGUUCGUUUGCAGCUAGGGUAGAUCUUCGACCUGCAGAUAUGUGCGUUCGUAGGUUAGUCGUUCGCCCAUGGAAUUGAUGCCACCGAGAGGAACUGAUCAAUACGGUACUCCAACAGGGUCCUAGUAACUUCGUCUAACAUGUUCGCAGGACUCGUAACUUCAUAUUCCGGUUGCAAAUUUGUGCAUGUGAGUGUGUCUGUGAGUGUGUGUGGGAGCGCCCGUGUAUGUAAGCGCUGAAGCAUCUACUUAUCUAUACGUAUGCAAGUACAUGGACGCAUACAGACAUACAACUAUAAAUUAAAUAAGAGCUAAGACUGAUUUUUUUCAUCUUUACCCUGUGAGACAGAUCUAGACGAAUUCUAUCAAAUUCCAAACGAAAACAAAACGAUACACUAAGAAGUUAGUAGCCGUUAGACGAAUCUCCUUCGCCCGAAGAAUUUGUUUUAUAAUUAUUAUACUUAUAUCGUCGACUCCCGUUUUGGCAGCCUUGCCAGCCAGGCCUUGCCCCCUUCCCCUCCCCCGGAAUCACCCUGUGUUUCUUUUUUUUUAAGACAGCACGUGCACGGUCCGCCGCGAUCAGAAGGAGCAAAAGCAUAGCUAUGUUAGAGUUUUUUUUUUCUUCAGGGAUUUACUGUGAGACGUGAUUAUUUAUGAAAUGAAAGUAAAAUAAAUCGCAUUUAAUUUGUUAUUUGCCGCGACGAGUGUAAACGUAUAUUGUCACUGGCAAUAAGUAUUGUAUAUGAUAGAAAAAUAAACAUUCUAUUACGAUAACUCA